UUUCAGUCAGAUCUUGGCCAGCCAGCGAGAAACACCGCCUCUUCCACAUUGCACACCCACAAAUUGUACCCCCCGGCCAGUCGAAGUCCACCUUUUCCAGCGGAUUAGACGAUAAGACAAUCAUAAACACAGAGAUCUGGUUACGUAAACAGAAAACAGAGAGCAGCAAGUCGGGGAAAAUGGAAGUGCCGCCACCGCUCGUCCUCAAGCGACCACUGUAUGUGCCCAGUAAAACGCUGAUGGGUCCGGGACCCUCGAACUGCUCCCAUCGCGUCCUGGAGGCCAUGAGCAAUCCGGUGCUGGGCCACAUGCAUCCCGAGUGCCUGCAGAUAAUGGACGAGGUGAAGGAGGGCAUCAAGUACAUCUUCCAGACCCUCAACGAUGCCACCAUGUGCAUCAGUGGCGCUGGUCACUCGGGAAUGGAGGCCGCUCUUUGCAACCUGAUUGAGGAUGGCGAUGUGGUGCUCAUGGGCAUCACGGGUGUCUGGGGUCAUCGGGCCGGUGAUAUGGCGCGUCGUUACGGAGCCGAAGUCCACUACGUGGAGGCGAGUUUCGGGAGAGCCCUCAGUCUCGAGGAGAUCACAUUCGCCUUCGAGGCCCAUCGUCCCCGCGUUUUCUUCAUUGCCCAGGGUGACUCCUCGACGGGCAUUAUCCAGCAGAACAUCCGUGAGUUGGGUGAGUUGUGCCGCAAGUACGAUUGCUUCCUGGUGGUGGACACGGUGGCUUCUCUGGGUGGUGCCGAAUUCCUGAUGGACGAGUGGAAGGUGGAUGUGGCGUACACGGGCUCCCAGAAAUCCCUCGGCGGUCCUGCGGGAAUCACACCCAUUUCGUUCAGUAAACGCGCCUUAACGCGCAUCCGGAAGCGCAAGACCAAGCCAAAGGUGUACUACUUCGACAUCCUGCUGAUCGGCCAGUACUGGGGUUGCUAUGGCACCCCAAGGAUCUAUCACCACACCAUAUCCUCCACAUUGCUGUACGGAUUGCGCGAGGCUCUGGCCCACUUUUGUGCCGUGGGCCUGAAGGCGGUGGUGCGGCGUCAUCAGGAGUGCUCCAAGCGUCUGCAACUGGGCAUCGAGGAGCUGGGUCUGGAGAUGUUCGUCCAGCGGGAGGAUGAGCGAUUGCCAACGGUGAACACGAUCAAGGUGCCCUUUGGAGUGGACUGGAAGAAGGUGGCUGAAUACGCCAUGCGCAAGUACAGCGUGGAGAUCAGCGGCGGAUUAGGACCCACUGUGGAGCACGUUUUCCGGAUCGGAUUGAUGGGCGAAAACGCCACCGUGGAGCGCGUGGACAUGGUGCUCAGCAUCCUGAACGAGGCCAUCCAGAGCAGCAAGUUGGGGAUCAAGACCGAACGCUCCAAAAUAUAAUCACGUUGUUUAUUGUUUUUUAAAUAAAAAUUAAAAUUUAAA
This is a messenger RNA of Drosophila rhopaloa, 1406 nucleotides long. RefSeq names its product alanine--glyoxylate aminotransferase (gene Agxt). Gene Ontology annotation, molecular function: L-alanine:glyoxylate transaminase activity; L-serine:pyruvate transaminase activity. The record is from RefSeq and is a predicted model, not a curated record. Lineage: Eukaryota; Metazoa; Arthropoda; Insecta; Diptera; Drosophilidae. Gene Ontology annotation, cellular component: peroxisome. The transcript has 3 exons. Bases 180 to 1364 code for a protein of 394 amino acids.